Micromonas pusilla CCMP1545 is the source of this 1416-nucleotide messenger RNA. RefSeq lists its product as uncharacterized. The record is from RefSeq and is a predicted model, not a curated record. The transcript has 2 exons. NCBI's taxonomy places the organism in Eukaryota, Viridiplantae, Chlorophyta, Mamiellophyceae, Mamiellales, Mamiellaceae. The coding region runs from base 1 to 1416 and encodes 471 amino acids.
AUGGCGGACAGCCUCGUCGACCUCGGGCUGCAGGAUGCGCUGCGAUACAUCCACGUCAACCUCCUCCCGAGCGUCGUCUUGCUCGUGCGCGACGUCAGCAUGCUCGCGGUCACCGCGAUGACUUGCACGUUCUUCGCGUUCAGCCUCUCUCGCUCGACGACGAUCGGCGCCGCGGCGUGGGUCGUCGCGAGGUUCGCAUGCGCGCUGUGCGCGUCGUCCGUCGUCUGGCGCGUCGUCGUCGAUCCGUUCGUGUACGCGAAGACCGCGGAGUACGUCGAGGUCGGUCGAUGGAAGCGUCUGCCGUCGCUCGGCGGGCACACGCCGUUCGACAGGAACACGCCGCGCGAGGACCCCGUGGCGCGACGGCGGCGGGCGCUCGGGCUCGGGCGCGGGACCCCGGGCGCGGCGGGGACGCCCGGGGUCGGAAGCGGCGCGAGCGGCGCGAGCGGCGGCGGCGGCGGAGGAGGAGGAGGAGGAGGAGGAGGACGCGCGUCCGCGGGCGCGCCUCGGGACGCGACGACGUCGACGCCGCGGCGGUCGCUGUUCGGUCGAUCCCCGCGCGCGCCGGAGUUUUCCGCGCACGUCUCGUCCGGGCUGAAGCUCGCGUCGAGUCCCCGCGGCGCUAGAGGGAUGACGCUCGGCGACUUGCGAGACGGCGUCGUCGUCGCGAUCGAACUCCGCGGCGUCGCCGCCGGCGGCGGCGACGGAUGGAGCGAGGGUUUCCUCCGCGUGCACGCGCACAAGACGUACGAGACCGCGGCCGCGUUCGGGGCGCUGAACUGGGGCGGGCAUCAGAUCACGUCCGCGUCGAGGGCGUCCGUGGAGUCGCUGUGCCGCGGCGAGAGGCUCGCGCGGACGCCGGGGGCGCGCGGGAACGGGAGCGUCGUCGGAGGAGGGGAGGACGACGACGACGACGGCGGCGGCGGCGGCGGCGCGCAGAGAGCGCGGACGUCCAUGGAGGCGCACUCCAGGGAGGUGUCGAGGUUCUUGUUCAAGGCGCACCUGUUCGGGAGCGGGCGGGACGUGACCCUGCGAAGCGAGAGCACCGGGACGCUCGUGACGACGUUCACGCUGGGCGUGAGGUUCGAACGACGCAGAGUCGUCGCGUGGCAUCGCACGCGGUCGAGCAAGCUCCUCACCGCGGCGGUGAGCGCGUUUACUCCUCCGGAAGGCGGCGCGUGGGAGGAGUUCUCGCUGCGGCCGGCGGCGAGGACGCCGCUCGGGUUGAGGCUGUGCGACCUCGCGGAGGCGACGGACGCGGACGAGUUCGUGAUGUGCCGCCCGCGGGACGGGACGUAUUGGGGGUACAACCUCGGCGGGGACGACAUGAUCGCGUUCACGCGGGAUCUGAAACGCGCGUCGUUGUUCCGCGUGCACCGCGCGUUCCCAGGGGACGAAGAUAGCCAUUCGGACUGA